GGCAAUGGCUGGCGAGACUGGCUGAACAAAACGUUAAAACGUUCAAUGAAAUCCUUCUAGCUUCAUUAUUGGAGAGAGACAGAUGAAGUAUGAUGGCAUCGAUCGAUGGGAGGGCAGUGGAGGAGUGCUAGUGGAAUAGCUUGAUUGGCUUCAAAGACACGGGAAAUCAAUUACUUCAACAAAAGAAAAGGGACAUAAUUCUCCUUUCUGGUCAGAUAUUUUCUUGUUUUUCUUAAAGCAGUGGAUCGGAGUAGUUGUGAACAAGCGCAUGCUAUGCCAACUUUGACGAAGAAGAAGAUGCAGAAUUAUCUUCUGUAGUUGGUAUUGUCUCACCUUCUAGCUUGUUCUAAUCCUUGGAGAUAUUAGUUUGCAGCAGACGACGCCAUGGGAGGCAUUCAGUACUUGCUUCUGCUCUUUCUCGCUUUCAGAAUGCACGUCAUUAACUCACUUACAGAUUCUCAUGAUGCCGCUGUACUCCAAUCCCUGAAGAGCUCGUGGGAACACACACCACCAAGCUGGCGAAAUUCAAAUGAUCCUUGUGGAGCACCCUGGGAAGGAGUUAUGUGCAACGAUUCUCGGGUGACUGCAUUGGGAUUGUCAACCAUGGGCCUAAAAGGGCAACUCACUGGUGACAUUGGAGAUCUCACUGAAUUGAGAUCCUUGGACCUGUCAUUUAACCAAGGCCUCACAGGUUCCCUGUCUCCGCGGCUGGGGGAUCUACAAAAUUUAAACAUCUUAAUCCUAGCUGGCUGCCGCUUCAGUGGUGAUAUUCCAGAUGAGUUGGGCAACCUUGCAAAGCUGUCCUUCCUGGCUCUCAAUUCAAACAACUUUACCGGUAAAAUACCUCCAUCUUUGGGUAAACUCUCCAAAGUCUACUGGCUGGACCUGGCAGAUAAUCAGUUGACAGGACCCAUCCCAAUAUCAACCUCCACUACCCCAGGCUUGGACCUCCUUCUGAAGGCUAAACACUUCCAUUUCAACAAGAACCAGCUUUCUGGUCCCAUUCCGGCCAAGCUUUUCAGCUCUGAGAUGGUACUGAUACACGUAUUAUUUGAUAGCAACCAACUUUCUGGAAGUAUCCCAUCAACAUUGGGACUUGUACAGACUCUUGAGGUUCUUCGGCUUGAUAGAAAUGCUCUGACAGGAAAGGUCCCAUCAAAUCUCAACAACCUUACACACAUCAAUGAAUUGAAUUUAGCCUACAAUAAACUGAGUGGCCCUUUUCCAGACUUAUCUCAAAUGGACGCCCUCAAUUACCUGGACCUUAGUAUGAACUCCUUUGACCCAUCCGAAGCUCCAGCUUGGUUCACAACCUUACCAUCACUCACCACUCUGAUUAUGGAAUAUGGAUCACUUCGAGGGCAUGUCCCACAAAAAAUCUUCAGCUUUCCACGUAUACAGCAAGUGAAAUUGAGGGACAAUGCAUUUAAUGACACAUUGGACAUGGCUACAAAUAUCAGCCCACAAUUGCAGCUUGUUGAUUUGCAAAACAACAAGAUAUCCUCAGUGACGAUUGGCUCUGGUUACACAAAGACAUUGAUAUUGAUAGGAAAUCCAGUGUGUUCCGCUAAUCUCUCGAACACCAACUACUGCCAGGUUCAGCAACAAACUGCAAAGCCCUAUUCUACCAGCCUUGCUAAUUGUGAAAGCAAAUUUUGUCCACUUGAUCAGAAGCUCAGCCCUCAGAGUUGUGAAUGUGCUUAUCCAUAUGAAGGAACAUUAUACUUCAGAGGACCCCGUUUCAGGGAAUUGUCCAAUGACACUAUGUUUCAUUCACUUGAAAUGAGCUUGUGGGUGAAACUGGGCCUCACUCCUGGUUCUGUUUCUCUUCAAAACCCCUUCUUCAAUGUUAAUGACUAUCUUCAAGUGCAGCUGGCACUCUUUCCAGCAACAGGAAAAUAUUUUAAUAGGUCAGAGAUUCAGAGAAUUGGGUUUGAUAUGAGUAAUCAAACUUACAAGCCGCCUAUAGAGUUUGGACCCUAUUAUUUUAUCGCAUCUCCUUAUGUUUUCGAAGCCUCAGAUAGAGGAACUUCCUUUAGCACUCCUGUGAUUGUUGGGAUAGCAAUUGGCUGUGCCAUUUUGGUUCUGGUCCUCCUGGGGCUAGGGGUAUAUGCCGUUAAGCAAAAGAAACGUGCAGAAAAAGCCAUUGGAUUAAGUAAACCAUUCGCUUCCUGGGCACCAAGUGGCAAAGACAGUGGAGGUGCACCACAAUUAAAGGGAGCAAGAUGGUUCUCUUAUGAUGAACUCAAAAAGUGCACCAAUAAUUUCUCUGACAAUAAUGUGAUAGGCUCUGGAGGGUAUGGCAAGGUUUAUAGAGGGAUACUCUCUGAUGGACUGGUUUUGGCAAUCAAAAGAGCUCAGCAUGAAUCAAUGCAGGGUGGACUUGAGUUCAAGACUGAAAUCGAGUUGCUUUCGCGAGUUCAUCACAAGAACCUUGUUGGCCUUGUGGGUUUUUGUUUUGAACAAGGAGAACAGAUGCUAGUCUAUGAAUAUAUACCAAAUGGAACGCUUAGGGAGAGCCUGGCAGGGAGAUCUAACAUUCAUCUCGAUUGGAAGAGAAGACUCCGGAUUGCACUUGGCUCAGCUAGAGGACUAGCUUACCUACAUGAGCUUGCUAAUCCUCCCAUUAUCCACAGAGAUGUUAAGUCCACCAAUAUUCUGUUGGAUGAAAAUUUAACAGCAAAGGUUGCAGAUUUUGGCUUGUCUAAACUGGUAUCGGACACUUCCAAAGGGCAUGUUUCAACUCAAGUUAAAGGCACACUGGGUUACUUGGAUCCAGAAUAUUACCUGACUCAGCAAUUGACUGAGAAGAGUGAUGUGUACAGCUUUGGAGUGGUAAUACUUGAAUUGGUAACAGCAAAGCAACCGAUCGAGAAGGGAAAGUACAUCGUCCGUGAGGUGCGAAUGGCGUUGGAUAAGAGUGAUGAAGAAUACUACGGCUUGAAGGACAUGGUGGAUUCAUCCAUCAGAAACACCUCUAAUCUUAUAGGUUUUGGAAGCUUCUUGGAGCUGGCCAUGCAAUGCCUCGAAGACACAGCUGCAGACCGUCCAACAAUGAGUGAAGUGGUGAAGGCAGUUGAGACUAUCCUACAGAACGACGGCUUGGCUACAGACUCUACCACCUCUGCAUCCUCCUCUGCCACCGACUUUGGAGCUUCCAAGGCUGCUCUUAAGCAUCCUUACAAUGAAUCUUUGCCAAAAAAGGAUGUUACUGACAGCGAUGCCUUCGAUUACAGUGGCGGAUACACGAUUUCGGCAAAAGUCGAACCAAAGAUCCCUACAGCAACAUAUAAAAGACUUUCUCAGCAACCAAACGGAGAGUGAAGCCCCGGGCAUUAAUAAGAAGGAAUUAGGACAAAGGAAGAGAGAGAGAGAGAGAGAGAAAGAGAGACGGGUAAUUAGAUUAGACAAAAUUAGCUUCAUGAAGUCGUCAAUAAUCCAUGGUUGCUUUGGCUGAGACUUGGUGUGUAGAGAGCCAGCCAGGAGGCAGGGACUGCGAUUUUCAUGCAUUCAAUUUGAUUGAGCAUAUGUUUGACAAGUCAAGGAGACGAAUUUGUGUGUGUUGCAUAUUGUGUGUAGGAUCACUAUCUUAUCCAAAAUCGAAAAAGAAGUUAAUGCGGUGUUUGAAUGUUCAA
Messenger RNA from Alnus glutinosa, 3635 nucleotides. RefSeq names its product leucine-rich repeat receptor protein kinase HPCA1. Lineage: Eukaryota; Viridiplantae; Streptophyta; Magnoliopsida; Fagales; Betulaceae. Gene Ontology annotation, molecular function: protein kinase activity; protein binding; ATP binding. Bases 385 to 3324 code for a protein of 979 amino acids. The transcript has 20 exons. The record is from RefSeq and is a predicted model, not a curated record. Gene Ontology annotation, biological process: protein phosphorylation.